GAGUAGUAUUCAGUUUAAGCGUUCUAGCGUCGCUUCAAUGAACGCGACAGCCUCGAUGUCAUUCGUCGGCGGUGACGGAGCACGCUUAAUUUCUGCACGAUCCGUGCCGCGCGUUGGAAAAACUGCAUCUUGCCAAAGAGCGUGGAAAUCUACUUGUACAUUUUACACACAGCAAAAGUGCUUCUUCGUGCGCUGACUUGGUUGCUAUUUUCUCUUCCGUCUUUCUGGGACCUCGUUUGUCAGUGGUAUUAUUAGAAAUACAGCGUUUGCUUUAACUCUCUUCUUCGGUCUUGUAACGUCAACGACGUCGCGUCUUUUUCUUGCUCUUGGCUGGAGGUUCACUGGAAUAUAAGCGCAGUGAGUUUGAGCAGUGAAGAGGCAUUCCUCGCGCCGCGCUCGAGACGCGCUUGGAUCUUGACCGCGCGCUGCAGCAACGGCCAAUCCAUCUAUACAUCCAUCCAUCAGCGCGCUGAACUUGCAGGUUUGCUAUAAAGUAAAAAAAUAACGUGUUUAUGAGUCAUAACCAAUGAAUGUGAUACUAAAUAAUAUAAUUUUCCUCAAAAAUUGAAUUUUAAUGAGAGAACUCACAUCAACGCGAUGUGAAUUUGACAUUUUUCGGAGCUUUUCUCUGUGAGAGAACGUUUUCCGUUACGAUGUACUUCGAAUAACCGACUCUUUCCUGCUCUCGCUCGUUUUUGUCGUGUUUAAUAACGAUGGCCAACGAAAUUCGCUAUGACAAUCGGAAUAUUGUGGAGAAAUACCUCAAUCACAAACUUUCAAAGAAGGGAUAUGAGUGGAAAUUUCAAUCUUCUGGGGAGGAUGAUGACACCAUCAAUACAGGAGUGGAGGACUCCUCUCCAAACUCAGGCAGGAGGCUCCAGGCUCCCUCAGCCGGAGGGGGGAACAACUCUGAAUGCCUGAUAGCAAACCGGGUCACACGUUCAGACCCUUAUUCGAGGAUCUACGGGGCGUUACGCGAGGCUGGAGACCAGAUAGAAAGGAUGCACCAGCGUGAAUUUGAGGAGAUGUCCCACCAGAUGAUAUUCAGUCCUAAUGCAGCACAACGCAGCUUCUUAGCUGUGGCUGAAGAGCUCUUCAGAGACGGAGUGAACUGGGGGCGGAUCGUCGCUUUCUUUGAGUUUGGUGGGACCAUGUGUGUGGAGAGCUUCAACCGGGAGAUGGCGUCCCAGGUAGAUAAUAUUGCACACUGGAUGACAGACUACCUGAACGGGCCACUGGAAAACUGGAUCGAGGAAAAUGGAGGCUGGGAUGCCUUCGUGGAGUUGUACAGUCAGCAGAGAGACUCUAUGUUCCACCCAUUUUCGUACCUAACGAAAGUGCUUGGAUUGGCAGCACUAGGCUUGGCAGGAGUGACCAUCGGAGCCUUUUUCGCUCAGAAGUGACGGCUCUACGGGUCUCUUCACCAAACUAUCUCACUUUCUCUGCCUGUCUCUCCUCUUCAGCUUAUCAAAGCAUCUUUCAGUGCCGCACUGCCCCGCUAAGCCCAGCACCAGUGCCCUUCAAAGGCCGCCGCUGAUCCGACGCCCCUCCAGCCACGGGAGCUGCGGCACUCGCGCUCUUUCACCCUCUCUAGAGUGAAGAAAAUGCAAAGAAAAAGAAUACAGAAUGAGGACUCGCCGGAACGCUCUCACACUUUGACUAUGAUGUUCGUCACUGCCAUGUACAGUUGCACUCGCACAGAGAUCGACACACAAAACACGUGCACACACGAACACUUGCUCACAUACUUCAUAUGGACACAAAAAUACAAAAAAACGUUUUAUCUUUAAAGUUUGUUUCUUAUGUACGAAACAAGUACAAAGAGAUUUUUAAACUUAAGAUUGUGCUUUUUUGACAUUUUGAUAUCAGGUUUUUUGGCAUUUUGUAGCAUGAAUCAAAAAGAAAAAA
Sinocyclocheilus anshuiensis is the source of this 1908-nucleotide messenger RNA. Its product is annotated as apoptosis regulator Bcl-2-like. Gene Ontology annotation, molecular function: BH domain binding. The record is from RefSeq and is a predicted model, not a curated record. The transcript has 2 exons. Gene Ontology annotation, cellular component: mitochondrial outer membrane. Gene Ontology annotation, biological process: intrinsic apoptotic signaling pathway in response to DNA damage; extrinsic apoptotic signaling pathway in absence of ligand; release of cytochrome c from mitochondria. The coding region runs from base 714 to 1403 and encodes 229 amino acids. NCBI's taxonomy places the organism in Eukaryota, Metazoa, Chordata, Actinopteri, Cypriniformes, Cyprinidae.